Messenger RNA from Trypanosoma theileri, 1281 nucleotides. RefSeq names its product rab-like GTPase activating protein. The coding region runs from base 1 to 1281 and encodes 426 amino acids. The transcript has a single exon. NCBI's taxonomy places the organism in Eukaryota, Euglenozoa, Kinetoplastea, Trypanosomatida, Trypanosomatidae. The record is from RefSeq and is a predicted model, not a curated record.
AUGCUUGAGGAGAGUAGUGUUUUUGGACACAAUGAUAUGAUGGAGUGUGAUGAUGAACCUGUGGAAGAACCAUCGGUUCCAUAUGAGAAAGCCAAAGUAACAGCGGAAUCUUCCCUGUUAGCAUCAUCAUCAUCCGCCCAACAACAACAAUUACAACAACAAUCCGGCUAUACUUCACGCCUUUCAGGGGCGCAUACAUUUUAUCCGCGUGACAUUGAAACACGCGAACGUAACGAUAAUGGUGAUGGUGGAAGCCGUACAUCUAGUAAACAAGAUGCAGAAGAAGAAAGGGAGUUUGUGGAUGAAUUUGGUUUCGUAGUAGAUGAAGAAGAAAAAAAUAGGGAACUUCUCUAUGUUAAAAAUAUAGAUGGAAGGAAAAUAGUUCGUCGUGAGGUAAAAUGGGCUAAUAUGGCUUCAGACUGGGAUAAUGUGAAUACCAAACGUCAUGAUAAGUUAAAAGAACGUUGUCGUAAAGGAAUUCCAGCAAGAUUACGAGGUAUAGCUUGGCAAUUGUUAUUAGGAUCACGUAGACAAAUGUUAGAUCCCGCUAACAUUGGCACUUAUGAAUGUUUACGUACUAAAGAACUUGCAGAUACAGAACUGUGUAGUGUUAUUAGUCGAGAUCUUUCACGAACAUUUCCAAAACAUAUUCUUUUUAGAGAAGAAGGAGGAGUUGGACAAACUUUUUUACGAAAUGUACUUCAUGCCUAUGCUUCUGUAGACCCAGAAGUUGGAUAUGUGCAAGGAAUGGGAUUUGUUGUUGGUGCACUCUCUACACAAAUGGGAGAGGAAGAAACAUUCUGGGCCUUACAUGCGCUCAUGUAUAGUGAUAGAUAUAAACUUCGUGAGUUGUAUCGUCCUGGUUUUCCAAUGCUUCAACAGUUCUUUUAUCAAUUAAAACAACUGAUGGCACGGUUAUUACCAAAAUUAUAUCAACAUUUUGAAAAUAUAGGAGUAGAUCCUUCUUUUUAUGCUUCUCAAUGGUUUCUUACACUAUUCGUCUAUCACUUUCAAUUUCGUGCUCUACUUAGAAUAUGGGAUAUAUUUAUGUCUGAAGGAUGGAAGAUAAUAUUUCGAGUUUCCAUCGCUUUAAUGAAAUGGGAAGAAAAACGUCUUUUGGAACUUCAACUUGAAGAAGUUCUUCCCGCGCUUAAGAAUUUGCAUGAAGGAAAAAACCCUGAUGAAAUUGUGCGUCGUGCGCAAAGCAUUAAAUUCAAGACAGCGGAGUUAAAUGCAUAUGCAGAAGAAUACUGGCGAGCACAAAAUGCAUGCAAAAAUUAG